AUGGCUGGUCAAACCUACAGUGCACCAGAGCCCGCAAGUCCGCCUUCUUCAGGAGCUCCAUCUGGUGAAAGAACGCCCCUACUUCCCCAGGAGACAGCAGAGGAGAGGCCGGCGCAAGCUUCGGAGGGUUCUGGAGAGGCGGAGAACUUGCGUUCGCAGGGUUCUCAGUCUCAGGCCUCAGGCGACGGCGCCGAAAGCCAGAGCGAAGAUAGCCCAUUGAUCGAAGGGGAAGCGAGGGAAAGCAACUCAUUUUUUACAUGCUCGAGUGGUUUAGCCAUCGCCCUAAUGCUACUCGUAGCGAUUGAGUAA
This is a messenger RNA of Theileria orientalis strain Shintoku, 309 nucleotides long. RefSeq lists its product as hypothetical. The transcript has a single exon. The coding region runs from base 1 to 309 and encodes 102 amino acids. NCBI's taxonomy places the organism in Eukaryota, Apicomplexa, Aconoidasida, Piroplasmida, Theileriidae. The record is from RefSeq and is a predicted model, not a curated record.